Penicillium canescens is the source of this 957-nucleotide messenger RNA. RefSeq names its product SDR family oxidoreductase. The record is from RefSeq and is a predicted model, not a curated record. NCBI's taxonomy places the organism in Eukaryota, Fungi, Ascomycota, Eurotiomycetes, Eurotiales, Aspergillaceae. The transcript has a single exon. The coding region runs from base 1 to 957 and encodes 318 amino acids.
AUGACUCCUUCCAUCCUCAUCGCCGGCGCCACCGGCAAUACCGGCCGAGCUGUCGCUCAAACAUUGCCCACUUUGCUUCAAUCCAGCAGCACCUUAUCCGGGUACCGCGUUAUUGCUCUCACUCGCUCCUCGGAUAGUCCAGUGGCCCGAUAUCUUGCCAAGCUCCCUGGAAUUGAAGUGGUCGAACAGAACUGGGUUGAGAUCACCGCUGACUGGCUCCGCGAACACCAAGUUACUAGAGUAUUCAUUGCACCCCACAAUGAACCGAACCAAUUUGCCGAAGAGUCGACCUUCCACAUAAACGCCCUCAGCGCCGGCGUCAAGUAUGUCGUGCGGAUCUCAACUACGGCUGCAAAUGUCCGCCCCGAUUGCCCCGCUUACUAUCCGCGCCAGCACUGGGCCAUCGAGGCUCUCCUCGGGUCACCCGAGUUCGACAACUUGCAGUGGACCUCUCUUCAGCCAAACAUCUUCUCGCCAUUCGUCAUGUCCCCUGCUGCGGAAUUCAUCAAGAGAUACCGCAAGUCUGGAGAGCAGGAUACACUUCGGUUGGUGCCAUCAGAGAAUGCACCCAUCGGCAUUAUCGAUCCUGACGAGGUUGGUGUUAUUGCAGCUCAUCUCUUGUCUCAGGACGACACUUCCGCCCAUAACAAGUCCAAAUACGUUCUGAAUGGACCCGAGGACAUCACUGGAAUGCAGAUUGUCGCAAUGGUUGAACAGCACAUUGGUACGCCCGUCAAAGAUGUUAGCUACAAGGACGUCUCAUUCAUCGACAUGCUGUAUGAGUACCAGUAUGCGGCAACCAAGCAAUCGAAGAACGUCAUCUAUUCAAUGACGCGGGCCGCCGAGACCGUGUGGGAAGGGAAAUGCUCGACUUCUACGACCAGCAAGGAGGUCCUGAGGCUUGCUGCUCCAAAGCGUACACCUGCUGAUACCUUGAAGGCUUUACUUGAGGGCUAA